Messenger RNA from Rubroshorea leprosula, 1149 nucleotides. Lineage: Eukaryota; Viridiplantae; Streptophyta; Magnoliopsida; Malvales; Dipterocarpaceae. The record is from the annotation of a GenBank genome assembly.
GAGCUUCUGUCAGUCAAACCAUCAUCAUCUCAGGCGGCAGAAAAAUGGGGAGAGCACCGUGUUGUGAGAAGGUGGGGCUGAAGAAGGGGCGGUGGACGGCCGAGGAGGAUGAGAUAUUAAGGAAGUAUAUUGAAGAAAAUGGUGAAGGCUCAUGGAGAUCAUUACCUAAAAAUGCUGGGUUACUGAGGUGUGGAAAAAGUUGCAGACUGAGAUGGAUUAAUUACUUGAGAGAUGAUUUGAAGAGGGGAAACAUAUCUUCAGAAGAAGACGAAAUCAUCAUUAAUUUGCGUGCUUCCCUGGGGAAUAGGUGGUCUUUGAUAGCAAGCCAUUUACCAGGGAGAACAGACAAUGAGAUAAAGAACUACUGGAAUUCCCAUUUAAGUAGGAAAAUCUACAGCUUCCGGAGACCAGCAGCUGGCGCCAGUAAAAUACCGGUACCGGCCAUGGUGGAGAUAGCCAAGGCCGGUGUUACCAAGAGGAGAGGUGGUCGAACUAGCAGAUGGGCAAUGAAGAAAAACAGAAACUUCAUUACUCAGAAAAGCGCUGCCAUUUUAAUGAAGAAACGUCAAGCAAAUGUUGCUGUUAAUGAAGCUUUUCUGUUGCCAUCCACACCAGAGGUGGAGAAGGAGGUGUUAUCCAUCCCAACGGUAGAAAAUAAAGCUGGUUCAAUACUUUUGCCAUCUACACCGGAACUAGAGGAGGAGAUAUUGUCUGCCAUAGAUGUUAAUGAACAUCAAAUGGUAGGGGGCCCAGUAACUUUUCCAGACAUCGAAGAACUAGAGAAUUCAAUGUUAUGUCCUAGAAUUGAUGAGGAGAAAGAGACUGAAAUUUUGGAGCCAUAUGAAAUUGAGCUGAUGUGUUUUAAUGAUAUUAUGGUCAAUGAAUUGCUUGAACCAAAUGGGGCAUGGGCAUCAAGUCGCCCUGAGGAAGGAGAUAGUACCAACUUGAGCUCAAACUUGAAUGGAGAUCGGUGCUGUUCUUCAACAACACCAUGUUUGGAUGAUUGGGACUGGGGAAGCGUUGUGCUAGGCGACGAACAUUGGGAUGAAAAUGGGUCCGUGCUAUCACCAUGCUUGUGGGAUAACAAUAAUGUGGAUUUCAAUGACCAAAACGACAUCGUUUCUUGGCUUCUCUCUUGAAUUUCUGUGC